AUGGGAGAAAAGACUUGUAAUAUUGCUAAUUUGGACACACGGUUUAGAAAUAAUCCCGCCGAGCAAAGAACCUGGGAUUUUGAGAGUCCACUUACUCUUGGACGUUGUAAAGGAAAAAGAAGUUGUAACUGGUUGGAUGAUCAGCGGGCCAGUGUGGGGAAUCUUCCCGGCCUCCGCAUCACGCCCAGCAACCUGGGUCACCUUCGCAUGGACGACGAGGCCCAGGAACCUGCCGAUGAUUUCUUCAACAUGCUGAUGAAGUGCCAGUCCUCCCGCCUGGAAGACCAAUGCUGUGCCCCGCCCCAUUCCGCCCCCCGUGGACCCACGGUGCCGGAUGAGGAUUUCUUCAGCCUCAUCCAGCGGGUUCAAGCCAAGCGCAUGGAUGAGCAGAGGGUGGAUCUGGCUUCAGGCGAAGAAGACCAAGCGGAGGACUGAGCACCAGAUCGCCAGCAAAGGCCCAGCUUCGUUUAAGCCAGAGCAAGCGCCCAGCGAAGGGA
This is a messenger RNA of Thamnophis elegans (Western terrestrial garter snake), 497 nucleotides long. Its product is annotated as G-protein-signaling modulator 1-like. The record is from RefSeq and is a predicted model, not a curated record. Lineage: Eukaryota; Metazoa; Chordata; Lepidosauria; Squamata; Natricidae. Bases 1 to 435 code for a protein of 144 amino acids. The transcript is spliced from 3 exons. Gene Ontology annotation, molecular function: GTPase regulator activity; protein binding.